This is a messenger RNA of Merops nubicus (carmine bee-eater), 1408 nucleotides long. RefSeq names its product E3 ubiquitin-protein ligase ZFP91-like. NCBI's taxonomy places the organism in Eukaryota, Metazoa, Chordata, Aves, Coraciiformes, Meropidae. Gene Ontology annotation, molecular function: transcription coregulator activity. The record is from RefSeq and is a predicted model, not a curated record. Gene Ontology annotation, biological process: regulation of transcription by RNA polymerase II. Gene Ontology annotation, cellular component: nucleus.
AUGGGUGUUUCAGACCCCAAAGAAGAGAAGGAAGAGGAGGAGGUUUCCAGUGCCCCCAGCCAGGGCUCUCCUGUCAGCACGGCCAGGCCCAGCAGAAGCUGGCGCAGCAGCAGGUCAGCCGCGGCCCACCAGCGCGGCACUGAGAACUCCCGGGCCUCCAGAUCCAAGACUGGCUCCCUGCAGCUCGUCUGCAAGUCGGAGCCAAACACAGACCAGCUCGAGUACGAGGUCACAGAACAGCAUCAGUCUCCAGCUGGAAUCAGCAGUGAUGAUGAUGAGGAGAUGCUCAUCAGUGAGGAAGAAGUUCCCUUCAAAGAUGAUCCGAGAGAUGAAACCUACAGGCCUCAUCUAGAGAAGGAAGCACCAAAGCAAAGGAGAAAAGCUAGCAAGGUGAAGGAGGAAAAAGAGAAACAGAAAGAGAUUAAAGUAGAAGUGAAAGAAGAGGGUGAGUUUCGGGAAGAUGAAGAACCACCAAGGAAGAGGGGAAGGAGGAGAAAGGAUGACAAGAGCCCGAGGCUGCCCAAGAGAAGGAAGAAGCCUCCAAUACAGUAUGUGCGCUGUGAGAUGGAAGGCUGUGGCACAGUCUUGGCUCACCCACGUUACCUGCAGCAUCACAUAAAGUAUCAGCACUUGCUAAAGAAAAAAUACGUGUGUCCUCAUCCCUCCUGUGGUCGGCUUUUCCGGCUCCAGAAGCAGCUCCUGCGGCAUGCCAAACACCACACAGAUCAAAGGGAUUACAUCUGUGAGUACUGUGCCCGAGCGUUUAAGAGUUCUCAUAACUUGGCGGUGCAUCGAAUGAUCCAUACGGGCGAGAAGCCCUUGCAGUGUGAGAUCUGUGGAUUCACCUGCCGGCAGAAGGCUUCCCUCAACUGGCACAUGAAGAAGCAUGAUGCGGACUCCUUCUACCAGUUCUCGUGCAACAUUUGUGGCAAGAAAUUUGAGAAGAAGGACAGUGUUGUGGCCCACAAAGCCAAGAGCCACCCUGAAGUGCUUAUUGCUGAAGCACUGGCUGCCAACGCAGGUGCCCUGAUCACCAGCACCGACAUCCUGGGCACUAAUCCCGAGGCCAUUGCGCCGCCCACCGACGGCCAGGGCCUCCCCCUUCUUCCCGACCCGCUGGGAAGCGCCGCCCCGGCGGAGUGCCUGCUGCUGAGCCCCGAGGGGGUGCCGAAGGCGUACUGCGGCGGGGCGGAGCGCGUGAGCCUGGUGGCCGACGGCAAGCUCUUUGUGGGCAGCGGCAGCAGUGCGAACCCCGGGGCUGGCAGCAGUGCGAACCCAGAGGGGCUGGUCAUGAACACAGAGAUCCUGGGAGCCACCACAGAGGUGCUCAUUGAGGAUUCAGACUCCACUGGACCCUAGUGGGUGGGGAGCACAUAGGUGCUGGGGUAGUUUGGACUCUGUAUUUAAA